AUGACAGAGAUUACCAAAAGAUUAUUCAACAUAUUAGACUUAAUUGGACAAAAAUUUUUAAAAUGGAAAGAAGAUGCCAUCAUGAAUAUAGAAGCUCAAGGACUUGAACAAACUGUAUUGAAAGUAAAAGAAUGGAAUCCAAUAGAUGGAACUCAAGCUACCAAAAUAAAGGUGAUUUUUCCACAAGCUAGCCAUGAGUGGAAGAAUUUAAGAUUUUCUGAUUUUAAGACUCUCAGUGAAUACAAUUCAAUAUUAUACCGAAUUGCAUCAAUGUUGAAAUACUGUGAGCACCCGGUGAUUGAUGCAGAAAUGAUUGAACUCACACUAUCUACUUUUCAUCCAUCAAAUAUUAUUCUGCAACAACAAUAUUGGGAAAGAAAUUUCAAAAGAUAUUCAGAUCUGAGUGUAGUACUCUCAUUGGCUGAAAAACAUAAUGAUCUUGUCUGGAAAAAUCAUAAUAUGAGACCUAUUGGAUCUCAAACUAUCCGUGAGACACACUCUACUAAAACACAUGUGCAUGAAACAAAUGCAGUUGAAAAUAAAGCUCGUGGAAAUUAUAAUAACCGUGGUGGAUGA
Amaranthus tricolor (Joseph's coat) is the source of this 576-nucleotide messenger RNA. RefSeq lists its product as uncharacterized. The coding region runs from base 1 to 576 and encodes 191 amino acids. NCBI's taxonomy places the organism in Eukaryota, Viridiplantae, Streptophyta, Magnoliopsida, Caryophyllales, Amaranthaceae. The record is from RefSeq and is a predicted model, not a curated record. The transcript is spliced from 2 exons.